This is a messenger RNA of Tigriopus californicus, 2049 nucleotides long. Its product is annotated as neuromedin-K receptor-like. The transcript is spliced from 13 exons. Gene Ontology annotation, molecular function: neuropeptide Y receptor activity. The coding region runs from base 609 to 1868 and encodes 419 amino acids. Gene Ontology annotation, biological process: G protein-coupled receptor signaling pathway. The record is from RefSeq and is a predicted model, not a curated record. Lineage: Eukaryota; Metazoa; Arthropoda; Copepoda; Harpacticoida; Harpacticidae. Gene Ontology annotation, cellular component: membrane.
GUUUUGCAUUUCGUACUUUAAAUCACACGGGUCCCGACUAUAAAACACCUGGUCUCUGAUUCCCAAGUUCUCGGGGCGAAGUUUUCCAUGACUUUUGUUCGUUCCCUUGAAGACUGUCCUUGUCCACGGAACAGCCGUUCAGUCCCGAUUCUUCGGGCUCACUCGCUCACUCACUCACUCAUUCGUCCAAGGAUCGGGAUCAUCAUCCUACACAUAGACCGUGUUCCUCGGCACUUUCCACCGCCUGUGCUCCUCUAUCCCUAAAACUCUCUUUUUUCCUCGCCCUCCGGAUGGAAAGAAAAGCCUGCUGGCCGGCUCUCAGUUCGGUCUCAUUCGCGAUAAACGUUGGUGGUGUUCCUCCGUCAACGAUUCAAGGAAACGGAACAUUCCGGGACGACAAUUGUUGGGCUAAAAACUCCAGGUGAUCCUUGUUCCCCUUGGUGAAUAAGUGAAUAAGUGAGUGAGUGACUGUGGAGAGUUUGCCCAAUGUGUGUGGGUGCAUUUCGGAGCUCUCAAUUGGGACAUUGAUGGACCUCGCUCGUUGAAUCAUUCCUUUAACUAUCUGCUCAACAAGAAACUUUUCAAAGGGAAUCUCUAAUCUUGUCAGAAUGCCCAAUCUCACUUUCUUGGAUUGUGAUAACAUCACGGUGCAACCCCAUAAUGGGAUGAAUUGCUCGUUUUACAUGCCAGACGGCUCUCAAGAGCUGUACGAACCCUCGUUGGGGAUUGUGAUCCUGUUGGCGAUCUGCUAUGGCGGGAUCAGCUUGGGCUCGGUGUUGGGCAACACGCUGGUGAUUUAUAUGGUCAUCCGAAGUCGACGCAUGAAGACCAUCACGAAUUUCUUCAUCGCCAAUUUGGCACUCUCAGACGUGGUCAUUGGAACCUUCUCGAUUCCGUUCCAAUUCCAAGCCGCCCUUCUCCAAAGGUGGAACCUUCCCGAAAUCAUGUGCUCAUUGUGUCCCUUCUUCCAAAAUGUCAGUGUCAAUACAUCAAUUUUCACUCUUAUCGCCAUCGCUCUGGAUCGCUAUAACGCCAUAAUUCAUCCUCUCCGUGGGAAAUCCUCCAAGAAGGGAACGAAGGUUCGGAUUGGGUUCAUCUGGGUGACUUCGAUCCUCCUGGCCGUGCCCCAAGUCAUCGCCUUCCGUGUGAUGCUCGUGGAUGGCAGUAUCCCUCAGUGUAUUCCCGUGAAUAUCAGCCCCACCACUCUGACAUGGUAUAUGUUUGCUCUCUGCUUUGUGCAAUACUUCCUUCCUUUGUGUUUAAUCAGCUUCGCCUACUUGAGGAUUGGCAUGAAUCUCUGGGGAAGAAGGGCUCCGGGUGAAGCUGAAGAACGCAGGGAUGCCACCAUCCUCAAGGAUAAGAAGAAGGCAAUCAAAGUGCUAAUGUUUGUGGUGGGCCUUUUCGCAAUUUGUUGGCUUCCACUUCAAUCCUACUCAGUCUUGUCUGUAAUCGCUCCCAGAAUUAACGAGUUUAAAUAUAUCAAUAUUGUCUGGUUUUGUUCACAUUGGUUAGCCAUGAGCAACUCUUGCUUUAAUCCAUUCAUCUACUUCCUCUGUCACGACAAGUUCAAAAAGGAGUUCCAAAAUCAAUUCAAGUGGUGUUUCCGAAAGCUCUCCCAAAGACGAAGAUUGAGGCAGAGAGAACAAAGCGGAUCUAUGACCAUCUACAAUGGGAGCCGCACUGGAGACUACUCCAUAGCCACGACCCAGGAGGAAUGUCGGGUCGUCACCAAAGAAAGAAUUAGUGUGCAUAUCACCAGAGGCGGACAAAUGUGCGUUUCCACCUCCCAAAACCAUAGGAGGAUUAAACCUAUUGGCCAUGGUAAAGGCAACCGAAAAAUGGCCAGAAGAAACAGUUGCCGCAUUUGAUCAUGAUACAUUGUUUGAAGUUCUUUAUGUGUGUAGUGUUCAAUAUUCAAUUCAUAAUAAGCUUGUUAGUUUAGGGAAUUUUUUGACUCGCCCCUCUUUAAACAUUAAAUGGCCAAUAGCAAACAGUGCAAUGCAGCUUUCGUUUUUGUCAGAAUAUACCUUUUCAGUGUCAAGGUCAUUC